Messenger RNA from Betta splendens (Siamese fighting fish), 1058 nucleotides. RefSeq names its product tumor protein, translationally-controlled 1 (gene tpt1). Gene Ontology annotation, molecular function: calcium ion binding. NCBI's taxonomy places the organism in Eukaryota, Metazoa, Chordata, Actinopteri, Anabantiformes, Osphronemidae. Gene Ontology annotation, cellular component: cytoplasm. The record is from RefSeq and is a predicted model, not a curated record. The transcript is spliced from 6 exons. The coding region runs from base 130 to 645 and encodes 171 amino acids.
UAAACUCUGUGACGUCAGCUGCGUGUAAAUCCACCGCCGCGCGGCCUGAUCGGUCUUUUACCUCUGCGGUGCUGUUGGGGCGGCAGGCCUGUACUCUGUCUGUGGAAGAACUAACACUCAACCAGCAAAAUGAUCAUCUUCAGGGACGUCAUCAGCGGUGAUGAGAUGUUCUCAGACGCCUUCAAGUACAAGGAAUCUGACUGCGGAUUCUUCUUUGAAGUCGAGGGGACGACUGUCGUCAGGUCAGAGGGUUUUGACGACUCCUUAAUUUCAGCCAAUGCCUCUGCCGAGGAAGCCAGUGAGUCUAAUGAGGCUUCUGUUUCUCGUGGCGUGGACAUUAUUCUUAACCACAACCUGAAGGAGACUCCUGCCUUUGACAAGAAAGCGUACAUGGCACACAUUAAGGAUUACAUGAAGGCACUUAAGGCCAAGCUGGAAGAGACCAAUCCAGACAGAGUAGCGCCAUUUAUGACUGGUGUCCCAGCUGUGAUUAAGAAGAUUGUUGGAAACCUCAAGAACUACGAGUUCUUCACAGGAGAGUCCAUGAAUCCAGAGGGCAUGGUGGGACUGCUGGACUACCGUGAGGAUGGCAUCACACCGUUCAUGCUUUUCUUCAAAGAUGGUCUAUUGGAGGAGAAAUGUUAACUACCUGGAACUACAUUUUGCUUCUCAACUGGCUGCUGCUUCUCAAAAGGCUCCAUUUGCAGACAGGGGAGCACUAUUUAGCAUCAUAACUGAACAGAAACCUUCUUGUACAGUCGCCUACAUAUUUGCAUCACGGCAUCAAACAACGCUGGAUGAACCAAACAUGACUGGUUGCUGAAAUGGUUUUAACUGUCCAAAUUUUUUGUCCCCGGGAUUGGCAGGUUUAUUUUUUCCACAAUUGAAAAGAAGUUGCAGGACAUGGAGUGAAAUUCCAACACAAAAAUUUUUCCUUCCGUUUCACUUUUAAAAACAAUCAAUGCAAGUUGACUUCCUCAGACAUCUUUACGGUUGCAUUCAGUAAAAAUUCCAUCUACAAGGAAGACUUUAAAUAAAGCCUCGUACCACCACUUGGA